UCGGGAAUGAAGCAAGUAAAAAAUUAUGUUAUAGUGGUUAUCUAAGAAGAAAAAAAAGUUAGUAAUCUCUAAACUUCUACAAGUGUGAGGAAGGAUCCUUAAUAGAUGUCACAAAAACUCCUUGAUUGAUUUCUUGGGUUUAUGUAUUGGUCUCAAGAUGGACGGGGCCGCAGGAGGGCGCGAUAACGUUGACGAUGGAAGAAACGACAUUCAAGAAUUGGCACGGGUCAUUCGGCAGUCGCGGCGAGAACCCUACCCCAAGUUUGAGCAAUUGGGGUAUAGCAACGAAUGGACAGAUGAGAAGAUGCUUCGCAUGGUUAAAAGGUACUGUCAAGUGGGGUACCGAGACGAGAUCGAUGAGCUGGUGUGGAUCUCUCGUAAUUGGUCAGAUUUUAAGGCGCGGUUGUUGGAGAAGUACCAGCUCAGCGAUCGGUUGCUCGACCUGCAGGAUUUGAGGGCGGUGGAUCAUAAAAAGUUUGGUACAACCAAGCAAUUCUUGUCGGAGUUUGAGCGUGUGGCUCACCUAAUCCCCGACCUGUCCGACAAAGAUCGUUGCCUCAUCUUCCUUGAUAACUCCAACGACGUCGAACAGUGGAAAUUGGUUGAAGGGAUGCAAGGGAGGUAUGACUGGAGUAAGGUCCGGCAAAAUGCGCUGGUGGGGAAAUUCGACGAUAUCCUCUACCGGCUGUUGAGGCAGCAAAAGGAGGAACGGGAAAAGGUGAAGCUGGGAGAGGUGAAGGACAACAAGAUUUACAAAACCUUGACCUAUAUGAGAGAAAUGAUGGAAGGCAUGAAAGAGGAAAGGUUGAAGCUUCAAGUCAUGUUGGCGAGCGAGAAAAAGAGUAAGAGGAAAGGGAAAGAGUCAGUGGGGGAAGAAAGCGAUAGUGAGAGCGAGGAGGAAAAGGAGCCGCCCCGUAAGUUGACAAAGGCGGAGAGGAAGGUCUUGAAUCAAAUUCGAGGCGGACAGGGGACCUCCCUUAAACAGGGAAAGAAUGGUGGACAGAAUAAUCAAGGAGGGAAUGACAAUAUUGGCGCUGGUUCAUCAAGACAAAGUUCCCAAGAUCAAGGGCAGUUUCAGCCGCAGGGUGGAAGAGGCCGCGGUCGAGGCCGUGGGAACGGACAGCGAAGCUGUUGGGCGUGGCAGCAGGAAGCCACAUAUAACUAUUGCGCAGAAAAGGACCAUAUUAUGUGGUUUUGCCAACUCCUUUCAAAAGAUGAGAAGGAGGGAAUUGUCUUCACCACGAUACGUGGUGAAAUUUUUUAUUACGAAGGGAAUUUGAUCGACCCCAACAUUGAAGAGGGUAUGAGGAAGGAGGCGUAUCGCCGAAUGGGUCGUCCGCUGCCGGCGACGUUCCGGAUUGCUUCUCUCGAAGAAGCGCGGUUGGCCGGGGUUGAGGAGGCAAUGGCAUCGUUACAUAUUGACGACUCGUCAACGGAACCAGGAGGGUUUAGGGAACAAGUGGUGGAACGAGCGCAAACCAUCACGAAGCGGCUUGCCCGAUGCCGGGACUCUAUCAUCCGACUUUGCGUGGACAUGGAGGAGACUCGGAUGCGGCGACGAAAUGAGCAGCUUCAGGAGGAAAGAGAGCCUGAAAAGGCGGUGGAAGAAGAGCCCAUCCCCGUUAGUGAGAGCGAUGAGGAUAACGAGGAUGAGAAGUUGCGGGCCGAAGAGGAAGAACAGGCUCGUCGUCGUGCGCUGGAAAGGGAGCCGGAGAAAGGGAAGACCGAACCAGGCGAGGAGGAACCACGAAAGAAGAAGAACAUUUACUCGAUCCCCGUGGAGCAGGGGGUCGAUAUCGAGCAGCUUGUCGAUAAGAUUCUAGAAAGUCAGCGCGACUUGGUCACGCUGAAGGAAAUUUUGGCGGUAUCGCCGAAGAUUCAGGAAAAGUUUAAACAGCGGAAGACUCGCAAGAGAGUCAUGACUGUUAAUCUCGGUGAAGUCAUUCCGCCGGAGGCUAACUGGUCCCCGCCUGGGACAAAGAUGGAUUGGCGAAGUGUGUCGACCGACCAUAUGAAGGUCCAGAUUGGACAGCACGAGUAUUCGGCACUUGUGGAUGAUGGAGCCGAGAUGAACAUCAUUCGGUCUCGAACGAAAGACCUGGCGGAGGUGUUGUCGGGCAUUCGCCGCUUCGUUUGGAGGCGCAUCAAUGAUGUGGUGAAAAUUCUUAAGAGGUUGAAGGAGUUUAAUCUCAUGGCUGAUGACGCUUUCCAGACCGUUGGAAGGAUGUCAUAUAUCAUGAACUUGUUGGUUCAUGAGGAGCGUCUGAGGUUAAUGAAUGCGGAGAAAGGGGGCAGUGAGGUCAAAGAAGCGUUUAAGGAAAAGGAAUACGAAGGGGAAUAUAAGAAGAUAGGCAUAUGGUUGAAUGGGGAAUUGGAUGAAAACGAGGUUGAUCCGGUUGUGCGGGAGAAGAGCAAAGGAUUCGUUGUUCGUGACGGGAGGAAUAUUACCUCCGUUAUCCAUUUGUUCAAGAGAUUGUUAUGGAUCGAGGAGGCGAGUUUCGAGCAAAGGAGGUGCAAACACUUUUAAAGAGACUUGGGGUAGGUAGAGGGGUGCCUGAAAAAUGAAGGUGUAAUCAUGUC
This is a messenger RNA of Chara braunii, 2580 nucleotides long. Lineage: Eukaryota; Viridiplantae; Streptophyta; Charophyceae; Charales; Characeae. The record is from the annotation of a GenBank genome assembly.